This is a messenger RNA of Ricinus communis (castor bean), 474 nucleotides long. Its product is annotated as histone H4. The record is from RefSeq and is a predicted model, not a curated record. Bases 71 to 382 code for a protein of 103 amino acids. Gene Ontology annotation, molecular function: structural constituent of chromatin; protein heterodimerization activity; DNA binding. The transcript has a single exon. Lineage: Eukaryota; Viridiplantae; Streptophyta; Magnoliopsida; Malpighiales; Euphorbiaceae. Gene Ontology annotation, cellular component: nucleosome. Gene Ontology annotation, biological process: nucleosome assembly.
CAAAUCACACCAAAAUCAAAAUCCAAAUCCAAAUCCAAAUCCAAAUCCAAUUCAAAGAGGAAAAGCAAAAAUGUCAGGAAGAGGAAAGGGAGGGAAGGGAUUGGGAAAGGGAGGAGCAAAGCGACAUCGUAAGGUUCUAAGAGAUAACAUCCAAGGCAUCACGAAGCCUGCUAUUCGUCGUCUGGCUAGGCGUGGUGGUGUGAAGCGUAUUAGUGGGUUAAUCUAUGAAGAGACAAGAGGUGUGCUCAAGAUCUUUUUGGAGAAUGUGAUUCGUGACGCGGUGACUUACACAGAGCAUGCCCGUAGGAAAACUGUUACUGCAAUGGAUGUUGUUUAUGCUUUGAAAAGGCAGGGCCGAACACUCUAUGGUUUCGGUGGUUAAUUUCUUCAUUAUAUAUAUAUGUUUGGAGUUUGUUAGUGUUGCUUGCGUUAAUUGACAUGUGACCUUUAAUGAAACGAAGUUAAAUGUUUUAA